Messenger RNA from Benincasa hispida (wax gourd), 3207 nucleotides. It is a transcript of the gene FTSHI1, whose product is annotated as FtsH extracellular protease family. Gene Ontology annotation, cellular component: chloroplast. The record is from RefSeq and is a predicted model, not a curated record. Gene Ontology annotation, biological process: protein import into chloroplast stroma; proteolysis. Gene Ontology annotation, molecular function: ATP-dependent peptidase activity; ATP binding; metalloendopeptidase activity. Lineage: Eukaryota; Viridiplantae; Streptophyta; Magnoliopsida; Cucurbitales; Cucurbitaceae.
AUGGCCUCCAUUGAUUCACUGCUAUCUCCGAGGGCUUUCCUUCCAAAAUCCUCCUUCAACCAACCCACCCCGCGUCUAAACCAUGUACCAACUAAGCGUUUCAAUUUCACUCGGAAUCCCAGAACGUCAUUGCUGUUUCUUCACCGAAACAGGUUUGCUCUCUGCUUGGCAGUUUCAAAUUCUUCGGAUUCACCGUCAAAGUCCUCCGGUGGUGAUGAAGCUGCCGGAGACGAUUUUGUAACCAGGGUUUUGAAGGAAAAUCCCAGCCAAUUGGAACCCAGGUAUUUAAUUGGCGAUAAGUUGUAUACUUCGAAAGAGAAGGAGUAUUUGAGUAGAAAAUCGGAGGUGGGUGUGUUUGAUUUCGUUGUGAAGUGGUUGAAUUCGAGAAAGAAGUCGAAGGAGGAGGGAAUUGAGGGUCAUGAGGAGGGUGGAACUAGGAGUGAGGCUGUGUAUUUGAAAGACAUUUUGAGAGAGUAUAAAGGGAAGCUUUAUGUGCCUGAGCAGGUCUUCAAUACAGAAUUAUCGGAGGAAGAAGAAUUUGAUAGAAGUCUUGAGGCGUUGCCGAAAAUGAGCUUUGAGGAUUUUCUGAAAGCCAUGGAGAGCGACAAAGUAAAAUUGUUAACUUCAAAGGAGAGUAUAGCUACGUCUUAUGGCAACAGGUUCAGAGAUUUCAUUGUCGAUUUAAAAGAAAUUCCAGGUGAAAAGAGCUUGCAAAGAACUAAAUGGUCGUUAAGGCUUGAUGAGAGUGAAGCUCAAACAGUAUUGGAGCAGUAUACAGGUCCACAAUACCAAAUUGAGACGCGUACCUCGUCUUGGGUGGGAAAAUUGCCUGAUUACCCUCAUCCUGUAGCAUCUCGCAUAUCUAGCAGAAUGAUGGUAGAGCUUGGAGUAAUGACUGCUAUAAUGGCUGCUGCAGCGGUUGUUGUUGGAGGGUUCCUAGCUUCUGCUGUAUUUGCUGUUACUAGUUUUGUCUUUUUGACAUUUAUUUAUGUUGUAUGGCCGAUAAUCAGACCAUUUCUUAAGCUUUCUCUUGGUCUGAUCUUUGGCAUUUUUGAGAGAGUUUGGGAUAACGUUGUUGAUUUUUUUGGUGAUGGAGGGAUUUUCUCCAAGAUUAAAGAGUUUUACACUUUCGGUGGCGUCUCUGCCAGUCUUGAGAUGUUAAAACCAAUUAUGAUUGUUCUUUUGACCAUGGUUCUUCUUGUUCGCUUUACCCUUUCAAGGAGGCCCAAGAACUUCCGCAAGUGGGAUCUUUGGCAAGGGAUUGAUUUUUCACGCUCUAAAGCAGAAGCUCGUGUUGAUGGUUCGACCGGAGUCAAGUUCAGUGAUGUAGCAGGAAUUGAUGAAGCUGUGGAGGAACUCCUAGAGCUGGUGAGAUACUUGAAGAAUCCUGAACUGUUUGACAAAAUAGGAAUAAAGCCUCCUCAUGGAGUUCUUCUGGAAGGACCUCCUGGCUGUGGUAAGACGUUGGUGGCCAAGGCCAUAGCUGGUGAAGCUGGUGUUCCAUUUUACCAAAUGGCUGGAUCCGAGUUUGUCGAAGUUCUAGUCGGUGUUGGUUCUGCUCGUAUUAGAGAUCUGUUUAAGAGAGCAAAGGUAAACAAACCAUCAGUUAUCUUCAUUGAUGAAAUUGAUGCCUUGGCAACUAGGCGUCAGGGAAUUUUCAAGGAAUCUACGGAUCUUCUCUACAAUGCAGCUACCCAAGAGAGGGAAACCACAUUGAACCAACUUCUCAUAGAGCUUGAUGGAUUUGAUACUGGAAAAGGUGUUAUAUUUUUAGCUGCCACGAAUAGAAGAGAUCUGUUAGAUCCUGCACUUCUUCGACCGGGUCGUUUUGAUCGAAAGAUAAAAAUUCGUCCCCCGGGUGCGAAAGGGAGACUCGAUAUCUUGAGAAUUCAUGCAAGCAAAGUGAAGAUGUCAGACUCUGUUGAUCUAAGCAUCUACUCACAGAAUUUACCUGGUUGGUCGGGAGCGAAGUUGGCUCAACUUGUCCAGGAAGCUGCUCUUGUUGCUGUGAGGAAAGGGCAUGAAUCUAUUGUUCAGUCAGACAUGGACGAUGCAGUUGACAGGCUCACUGUUGGACCAAGACGUGUCGGCAUAGAGCUAGGUCAUCAGGGACAAUGCCGGAGAGCUACCACAGAAAUGGGUGUUGCUAUAACUUCACAUUUGCUUAGGAAAUAUGAGAGUGCAAAAGUUGAAUGUUGUGAUCGUAUUUCAAUCAUCCCCCGUGGUCAGACAUUGUCACAAGUUGUGUUUCGCCGGCUCGAUGAUGAAUCAUACAUGUUUGAGCGACGACCGCAAUUACUUCAUCGUCUCCAGGUUUUUCUUGGAGGCAGGGCUGCGGAGGAGGUCAUAUACGGGCGGGACACAUCAAAGGCAUCAGUUAGCUAUCUUGCUGAUGCCUCUUGGCUUGCUCGGAAAAUUUUAACAAUUUGGAAUUUGGAGAAUCCCAUGGUGAUACAUGGGGAACCACCACCAUGGAGGAAGAAAGUGAAGUUUGUUGGUCCAAGGUUGGAUUUCGAAGGCUCUCUUUACGACGACUAUGAUCUAAUCGAACCCCCACUGAAUUUCAAUUUAGAUGACGAAGUUGCUCGGAGAACUGAAGAGCUAGUACGUGACAUGUAUGAUAGGACGCUGGCUAUGCUCCAGAGACACCACGCAGCAUUGCUUAAAGCCGUGAAAGUUCUCAUCAGCCAGGAGGAAAUAAGCGGAGAAGAAAUCGACUUCAUUCUAGAUAAUUACCCUCCACAAACACCUAUUAGUGUUCUUUUGCAAGAGGAAAACCCUGGAAGCCUUCCAUUUGUAAGACGAGAACAAGAACGAGUACCGGAACGUGAACAUGAACAUGAUUUCGAGUAUGCUGCUGUUCCUCAGUCCAUAAGUGAAGCCUGAGAAGGAUGCAAAAUCUAUAUGUGAAAUUGGUAGUUUGAUGAUGAGGUUCCAUGACCUUGUUAACAUGCCUCUCUAUUCCCUGCAUCUUUUGCAUUGCAUCAGUUUGUGAAGCUUGAAGAUGGUAGCAGCUAAAUUGAGAUGACAAAUAUUGUCAUAUUAUAUUCUCUCAAAAUUCACAUUUUUUUUAAUAAUAAAAUUCUCAUAGGUUAAAUUUGCAAUUAUCAAGUCAAUUUUUUUAAGCGAAUUAUCAAGUCAAUAUAUUCUGUAGGUAGAACUUUUGAUCUUUACAUACUAUAUUUAAUAUAUUCCUUUUCUUUUACA